AUGGGAACGGGUUCCCCCGCCGCCGAUGGCUCCUCGACCAAGGGAUCGUUGGAGCAUGAGGAGGAAAAUCUAGUAGCAGCCGGGCAAUCCCCUGCCCAAUCCACGUCCUCGUCGUCAUCGCAAAGCUUCGAGUUCGUACUGGUGACUGAUGAAGGCUCGCGGCGGCAAGUUCGGCGCCAUGCAAUGCGCCAGUAUAUGCGUCAACGGCGACUAGAUGGCAUUGCUCGGCUGGCCUCCUCGCGUGCUCCUAUCCCGGGCCGGCAUCACCAAGCUGGUGAUUCAUCCUGGGAGUCCAUGACGCAAGAGGAGCCAGAAAAUGAGGCUCAUCAGAGGCCGGAUAACGCGAUUGUUCCAAUUCGCACGAGACGGCAUCACAAUUUGUCUAGUUCCAGUCCUGGACCCUCGAAUAUAUUGCUGUCUCCUGGUGCCGGGGGAAUAAGGGAUCCGUUCAAUAGCUAUCCCAUUCCAAUCAGCGAUAAUGACCAUAGACUUAUCAACCACUACGUCGUGACGUAUCCCGCCAUGAUGUACAAGUUAUCAAAUAAACCUCAGAAAAAUCCGAUGAUGGAAAUUUUCCAACAGUUUGCAUUGAAAGACCGCAUUCCUUUUCAAGCCAUGCUUGCCAUUGCCUCCAAACACCUCGCAAGCGUUGAGGGUCAGUCGGAGUCACUGCAGAGUCUAGCACAUAAGACGCAGGCAUUACAGUUAAUCAAUAGAAAUAUCCGCGAUACAACUGAUGACCAAAUAGACAACUUUAUUUAUGCAGUGGCUACAAUGGCCGUUAUAGAAAAAUGGUCCAAGGAUCCCUCAAUUGAAAGAAUGCAUAUUAAAGGCUUGACUCUGAUGAUUCGCCGAAGAGGAGGUAUGCGGGUGCUGAAAGCCCAAAAGCCUUUUCUGGAGCAAGUCGUAUACUGGGUGGACUUUAGUUGCGCAGCCAAAGCUAUAGUUGGUGCCAGCCUUCCAUGGACCGGGAGUGUUCCCGACGUUCCCCCUGAGCGAUUUCGGUUCUGGUUGUCAGAUCAGCAGCCGAGAGCAAACUUAAAAGAACGGGGGUGUUCUGAUUACUUGAAGUCAUGCGAAGAUUUUCUUGCGUUCUUUCGCUGCCUCCAUGCUGCACAGAAGGCUCUUCUCGAAGCGCCUUGCCAGGCCCCUUCAACUACCGAGUCUCGUCGGAUGAUUCCCUUCGAUAGAUCGUCUCGGCUUUAUUGUACAUUGACUGCAUUACCCGAUUACGACCGCGGAAUCCGCGAUGUUCGUUUCAUCGAUGAAUAUACUCGUAUGGCAUGUUUACUUUAUUUGAACAUAGCGUUGUAUGAAUGCUAUAGGAAGCAACAGAAUUUCGAUUUAUAUCUGGCCUGGAUACACUCCGGAAUGCAGCAGUUUAGCGCAGAACCCAGCGUGUCCUCCCUCAUGUGGUUAAUUCUAGACAACGGCGGCUAUGCGCGAGGCGACGCUGGGGAUGCGGGAGAACGGAGCUGGCUUGUAUCACGGAUGCUACGCGUAGUCAAACGGCUAGAAUGGACUCAGCAAGGCACGCUGUGGGACCAGCUGCGCCUGGUUAUGCUCAACUUUAUAACGACACAGCAAGAAUGCGGGCUCGGGUCUGACAUGGUGGGCGAAUACGAGUUGGUGGCACGACAAAAAAAGCUUGGGCAGAUGCGGACUCCUCUUUGGGAUGAGGAUGAGAUGCGUCGGGAGAUCUUGGGUAAUCUGUACGAUGGUUCGUCGUUCGAUGUUUCGAACUCCAAAGGCAAGGACUUAGAGUAA
Messenger RNA from Talaromyces proteolyticus, 1767 nucleotides. RefSeq lists its product as uncharacterized. Bases 1 to 1767 code for a protein of 588 amino acids. The record is from RefSeq and is a predicted model, not a curated record. Lineage: Eukaryota; Fungi; Ascomycota; Eurotiomycetes; Eurotiales; Trichocomaceae. The transcript has 4 exons.